Messenger RNA from Thlaspi arvense, 1953 nucleotides. Lineage: Eukaryota; Viridiplantae; Streptophyta; Magnoliopsida; Brassicales; Brassicaceae. The record is from the annotation of a GenBank genome assembly.
CAUGUAUUGUAUAAAUAAAUCGAAAAAUAUCAUAAUUGAUUAAAUCGCGUUCAGUCGUUGCGCAGCUUAAAACGAAAAUCCAGUUUUCCUCAUCGUCUUUCUAAAAGAUUUCUAAUUUCAGCCGCGACGAGUAAUGACGAUACCAGAAGAAGAAGUCGCCCUUCUAGAAGAUUCUGUACGCGACUCCGUCAACCACCGUGGAUUUCCCGCCGGAAAAUCUUCCACCGGCGGAUGGAGAUCGUCCUGGUACAUCAUAGCUGUGGAGGUAGGAGAGAGAUUCGCUUACUUUGGGAUUGCAUCCAACUUAAUUACUUACCUCACCGGACCUCUCGGACAAUCGACGGCGACCGCCGCCGUGAACGUGAACACGUGGUCUGGAACCGCCUCGAUGCUUCCUGUUUUAGGAGCUUUUGUAGCAGACGCUUAUCUCGGUCGUUACCGCACCAUUGUUGUAGCUUCCCUUAUCUAUAUACUCGGACUAGGACUGUUGACUUUGUCGGCUUUCUUGAUCCUGAUGGGAUUAACUGCCCAACGUAACGAUGUUUCUGCUAUACCGUCAUUUUGGCUGAAUAUAUUAUUCUUCUGCUCUUUGUAUUUGGUUGCGAUCGGACAAGGCGGGCACAAGCCGUGUGUUCAAGCGUUUGGUGCGGACCAAUUCGACUCGGAAGAUCCAAAGGAGAGAAUAUCGAGAGGAUCGUUCUUCAACUGGUGGUUCUUGAGUUUAUCUGCCGGAAUCACUUUAUCGUUUGUUGUGGUGGUUUACGUUCAGGACAAUGUUAAUUGGGCGCUUGGGUUUGGGAUCCCUUGUUUGUUCAUGGUUAUGGCUCUUGCUAUCUUCUUGCUCGGAAGAAAAACUUAUAGAUACCCGAAAGGAGACAGCAAGAAGAAGAACGCUUUUGCGAGAAUCGGUAGAGUUUUCGUUGCGGCGUACAAGAACCGGAAACUGAGUUUAGAACGUUCGGGUUUGGUCCAAGGUCAACUGGAGGAUGGUUCGUCUCAGAAACGUAAAGGCUGGCUUGAGUUCCUAGCAAAAGCGAUGCUAUCAGGAGAAGGAGGUGCGGAGCCAUGUAAUAGUAGGGACGUGGAAGAUGCGAUGGCUUUGGUACGGCUUAUUCCGAUAUGGGUCACGUCGGUAAUAAGCACGAUCCCGUACGCUCAAUACGCUACUUUCUUCACGAAGCAAGGCGUUACGGUAGACCGGAAAAUCUUCCCCGGUUUGGAAAUCCCUCCGGCUUCUUUCCAGUCGCUUAUCGGCGUAUCGAUUCUCAUCUCAGUCCCGACUUAUGAGCGUGUUUUCCUUCCGUUGGCUAGAACGAUCACCAAGAAGCCUUUUGGGAUCACAAUGCUACAGAGAAUAGGAGUUGGGAUGGUGCUCUCGAGCUUCAACAUGGUCCUCGCGGCAAUGGUAGAAGCCAAACGGCUGCAGAUAGCUAAGGAACACGGGCUUGUGGAUACACCGGAUGCGACUGUUCCGAUGUCGAUAUGGUGGUUCGUUCCACUGUAUUUGCUACUCGGGAUGAUCGAUGUGUUCUCACUGGUGGGGACACAAGAGUUCUUCUACGACCAGGUCCCGACCGAGCUGAGGAGCAUCGGUCUGGCGCUUUCUUUGAGUGCGAUGGGUCUCUCGAGCUUCUUGAGUGGUUUUCUGAUCACGGUGAUUAAUUGGGCUACCGGAAAAGAUGGCGGCGAUAGCUGGUUCAACACUAACCUGAACCGUGCCCAUGUCGAUUACUUUUACUGGCUGCUCGCCGCUUUCACCGCCAUUGGGUUCUUUGCGUUUUUGUUCUUCUCCAGGCUGUAUGUGUAUCGCCGGGUAGAUCAAGUCUAAGAAUAUAUAUAAAAGAAAAGUCAUUUUGUAUUAUUGGCUCUGGUAUCAUAUUAUGACGUGUUCAUAACGUGAUUGGAAAUAUCAACUAUUUUUUUUUUUUUUUUUUACACGUGCAAUUUUGUAUU